Lates calcarifer (barramundi perch) is the source of this 4243-nucleotide messenger RNA. RefSeq lists its product as uncharacterized. The coding region runs from base 1 to 4242 and encodes 1413 amino acids. The transcript is spliced from 2 exons. Gene Ontology annotation, molecular function: nucleic acid binding; aspartic-type endopeptidase activity. The record is from RefSeq and is a predicted model, not a curated record. Gene Ontology annotation, biological process: proteolysis; DNA integration. Lineage: Eukaryota; Metazoa; Chordata; Actinopteri; Centropomidae.
AUGGACCCCGCAGAGAUUGAGAGGGUAAAACUCGCUCUCACCUCUCAAGGAGCACGGGUGGGCCAACAUGAGGAUGCUCUGAAGGAUAUCACGGACAAGCUGCUCUGCCUGGCCUCCAGCAUGACCCAACUCGACGCCCGCCUGGACCAGGUCUCCACGCAGCUUACCUCUCUGGCGGCUCCUGUUCCCUCUUCGGCUCCACCAGUCCAUCCUCCAGCCCCGACUACUUCUCCUACCCUGCCCAGCCUUCCUCGUGAGCCCUUUAUCCCCACUCCGGUCAGGUAUUCAGGAGAAGUAGGGUCUUGUAGUCAGUUUCUCCACCAGUGUUCAUUAGUUUUUGACCAGCAGCCCUUAUCCUACUCAACCGACAGGUCCAAGAUCGCUUUUGUUAGCAGCUUACUUUCAGGGAAGGCGUCAGCAUGGGCAGUAGCCACAGCUAAUGCUAACUCACCUGCUUGGCAAACAUACCAUUCUUUUUGCUGUGAGUUCCGUAGAGUUUUCGACCACCCACUCCGGGGCAAGGUAGCUGGUAACCGGCUACUCUCCCUACGUCAGGGAUCUCUCACGGUAGCUGCUUAUUCAGUAGAUUUCCGCAUUCUCGCUGCCGAGUGUGGGUGGGAUGAAGGGGCUUUACAAGGGUUAUUUCUGCGAGGGCUCAGUGAGGAACUCAAAGAUGAACUUGCUUCUCGGGAUGAGACCUCUUCUCUGGAGGAGCUAAUCUCCUUGGCUAUCCGUUUGGACAAUCGCCUUAGCGAGAGACGCAGGGAAAGGGCAGUCAGAAUUAGGGCCCCUUCCCUUCGAUCAAAGUCCCCUCGACCCUCUGGUCCCAUGGUACCUUGCCCUCCUCCGGAGCCACCUUCUGCCUGGUCAUGUCCUCGCUCUCUGUCCCUUACGACCAAAAGAUUUGGCUCAUCAACCUCUAGGGGAACGUUGGUGAGCCGAACUUCUGCUGUUCCCCCAUCCUCCAAACGUUUUUCUCUGAAAGGGACUGUUUCCUGGUCUAAAGAGGGCAUUCCUCUCCCUGUCCUAGUGGACUCUGGUUCGGACGACAAUUUCAUAGACUCUGGUAUUGUUUCCCGUUUUGACAUCCCCUCGGAACCCCUUCCUGAACCCAAGGACGUUUUUGCCCUCGAUGGUCGCCUUCUGGCCCAUGUCACUCUCCGAACUAUUCCUGUGUCCCUGCUCCUCUCUGGCAAUCAUCGAGAAGAUAUUUCCUUUUUCAUAAUCCCCUCACCAUCUUCUUCUUUGGUUUUAGGCCUUCCCUGGCUCAAGCUCCACAACCCACACAUAGACUGGUCCACUCUAUCCAUUACUAAUUGGAGUUUAUUUUGUCACUCCCACUGUCUCCACUCGGCCAUUCCCACCACCAUCUCAGCUCCUGGAACCCCUAAACCCAUAGAUCUUUCCUCAGUUCCCCAGCAGUAUCAUGACCUCCAGGAGGUGUUCAGCAGGGACCGGGCUCAAUCUCUGCCUCCUCAUAGACCUUAUGACUGCAGUAUUGAUCUGCUCCCUGGAGCCCCCUAUCCAUCCAGCAAGCUCUAUAACCUCUCCAAGCCUGAAAGGGAGGCUAUGGAGACCUACAUCUCUGACUCUCUGGCGGCAGGUCUCAUCCGUCCUUCCUCUUCGCCCUUGGGAGCAGGUUUUUUUUUUGUAGAAAAGAAGGACAAGACUCUUCGGCCCUGUGUAGACUACAGGGGACUUAAUGAGAUCACUGUUAAGAAUAAGUACCCUCUUCCCCUGAUCGAUUCUGCCUUCGCUUCCCUCCACCAGGCCACCAUCUUCACCAAGUUGGAUCUACGUAAUGCUUACCACUUGGUGCGGAUCAAGGAGGGGGAUGAAUGGAAGACCGGAUUCAACACUCCUCUCGGUCAUUUUGAGUACCUUGUCAUGCCUUUUGGGUUAACCAACGCACCUGCUGUCUUCCAAUGUCUCAUCAACGAUGUCCUCCGUGAUAUGCUCAACCGGUUUGUUUUUGUCUACCUGGAUGACAUUUUGAUUUUCUCCCGCACCCCUGAUGAACAUGUACAACACGUCCGGCUAGUUUUGCAAAGACUUUUGGAGAACCGUCUUUUUGUUAAAGCCGAGAAGUGUGAGUUUCAUGUCCCCUCAGUCAGUUUCCUGGGCUUUGUGGUGGAAAAAGGGCAGGUCAGGUCUGACCCUGCCAAGAUUAAGGCAGUGGUUGAAUGGCCCACUCCCACCGACAGGAAGCAACUACAGCGGUAUCUUGGGUUCGCUAAUUUCUACCGCAGAUUCAUUCGCGAUUACAGUAGAGUGGCUGCACCUCUUACUAAGUUAACCUCUGUCAAAUCACCUUUUGUUUGGUCCCCUGCGGCUGAGGCCGCUUUUACUAAGUUAAAGAGUUUAUUUUCCUCUGCUCCCGUGUUGUGUCACCCUGAUCCCUCUGUCCAGUUUGUUGUAGAGGUUGAUGCCUCGGACUCUGGUGUGGGAGCGGUCCUGUCUCAACGGUCCACCUCUGACCAGAAACUCCACCCCUGUGCGUUCUUCUCCCGCCGUCUCACACCUGCGGAGAGGAACUAUGAUGUGGGGAAUCGGGAGCUGCUGGCAGUGGUGCUGGCCCUCCAGGAGUGGAGGCACUGGCUGGAGGGUUCUACACACCCUUUUAUUGUUUGGACUGACCAUAAAAACCUGUCUUACCUCCGUUCUGCCCGCAGACUCAACUCCCGUCAGGCUCGGUGGGCUUUGUUCCUGGGCCGAUUUAACUUCACCCUCACCUACCGGCCAGGCUCCAGGAACGCCAAGCCUGAUGCCCUCUCUCGCCAGUUCUCUUCCCCCGUUGAAGGUCCUGCGGUGGACACCAUUCUGCCUUCCUCCUGUGUGGUGGGAGCUGCCAGGUGGGAGAUUGAGCAGCUGGUCCAGGAGGCCCUGUCUGAUCAUCCUACCCCGGAGGGUGGUCCUCCCAACCGCCUGUUUGUCCCAGAGCCUGUCCGUUCCCCUGUGCUCCAGUGGGGGCACUCCUCCAAGGUGGCAUGCCAUCCUGGGUUUCACCGGACCCUGGCUCUGCUUCGUCAGCGUUUCUGGUGGCCCUCCAUGUCCGCUGACACUAAGGAGUUCGUCUCUGCCUGCUCAGUCUGUGCCCGGAACAAGUCUUCUCAUCGUGCUCCUGCUGGUCUCCUACGCCCUCUUCCCAUACCCCAUCGUCCCUGGUCUCACAUUGCCGUGGACUUCGUCACUGGACUGCCACCAUCUGAUGGUAACAACACCAUUCUCACUGUUAUUGACCGAUUCUCCAAGUCUGUCCAUUUUAUCCCGCUCUCUAAACUUCCCUCUGCCCUAGAGACUGCUAAUCUACUCAUUCAGCAUGUGUUCAGGCUUCAUGGAAUCCCCCAGGACAUCGUCUCCGACAGAGGACCUCAGUUUUCCUCCAGAGUUUGGCAGGCUUUUUGCCGAGCUGUGGGGGCUACAGCCAGUCUAUCCUCUGGUUACCAUCCCCAGACUAAUGGCCAGACUGAGCGGGCCAACCAGGAUCUGGAGGCAGCCCUUCGCUGUGUUGCCUCUAAUCACCCAGUCUCCUGGUCUUCCCACCUUCCCUGGAUCGAAUACGCUCACAACUCCCUGGUCAGCUCAGCCACAGGUAUGUCUCCUUUUAUGGCUGCUAAUGGCUUUCAGCCUCCCCUCUUCCCUGCUCAGGAGACCGAAGUGGCAGUUCCCUCGGUGCAGGCGCACCUCCAGCGUGCCCGCCAAGUCUGGCGUGAAGCCCAAGCAGCUCUAGCCCGUACUGCGGCUCGGAACCAGAGGUUGGCUGAUCGUCACCGCACUCCUGCUCCCCUGUAUCAACCCGGCCAGAAGGUCUGGCUUUCCACCCGUGAUCUUCCUCUCAGGUCUGACUCCCGCAAACUCUCCCCCAGAUACAUCGGCCCAUACACUAUCGACCGCAUCAUCAACCCCAGUGUGGUGAGACUCCAGUUGCCCCCCUCCCUCAAUAUCCACCCGUCUUUUCAUGUCUCCCUGCUCAAGCCUGUCUCCACCAGUCCUCUGUGCCCUCCGGCCGAACCCCCUCCACCCCCCCGGAUCAUCGAUGACCACCCUGCGUUCACUGUCCGGCAGCUGUUGGAUGUGCGGAAGCGGGGUCGGGGCUUUCAAUACCUGGUGGACUGGGAGGGGUACGGGCCAGAGGAACGUUCCUGGAUCACUCGCUCACUCAUCCUGGACCCUGAACUCAUUAAUGACUUUUACACCAGGCAUCCCGACAAGCCUGGUAGGCCGCCAGGAGGCGUCCGUUGAG